Molecule: messenger RNA, 1110 nt
Organism: Scheffersomyces coipomensis
Lineage: Eukaryota; Fungi; Ascomycota; Pichiomycetes; Serinales; Debaryomycetaceae
Exons: 1
Coding region: 1-1110 (369 amino acids)
Source: RefSeq, a predicted model, not a curated record
AUGAACGAGACAUUCGUAAAACAUUUGAAAACAUCAAUGAAUACAAUCAACGUAGUGGUGAUAUCGUUCCAAUUUCUUUGGACUUAUCAUAUUCUUCUAUCUUCCCAAUUAAAUUUAUUGAUGACUUUACUUAACAAAUCUUCAAAUUUGGAGUUAGAAUUAGGUUUAAGUCUCUACUCGCCCGAACAGAGUAAUAAUAUUGCUAAUUUUAAAUAUGCUAAUAGUGUCAAUAUGAUACGUAUGCUGAAUAGAUAUUCUGAUGAAGAAGUAAAAAAGCAUAAUUUAGUCUUGGAUCUUUCAAAUUUUAUUAACAUAAGAAAGGUUUAUGACUGGUCAUCAGACAGGAAAUUAAAAUUCCCUUACACUAUCGGUAACCAGUUAACUGAUUUAUAUGUUAAAUGUAAGUACUUUGAAUUAAUCUCAUGUUCCCUUAAUAAUUUGAAGCAUCUUAAUUUGAAAUUUGAAAAUAAUUAUAAAUUUAGUGUUAAAAAUUUACCUAGAAAUAUCGAAUCACUAGAUAUUGACGGCGAAAUUGAUAGUGAAAUUACUCUUCUCAAAAUUAAUUCAAAAGAUGACUGGCCCCAGAACCUUAAAGUUUUGAGAUUAAUUAGAGUAAUUUAUUCUAACAUCAAUAGCGAAGUAGAUUAUAAGCUACCACCUCGCUUGAAAAAGGUACUGCUUAUUGGUAAAUCUACUCUCACUUUCUUUCGCUUUUUGCAGGACAAAGUAAAUCAUUUAUUUGUUAAUAUGCAAGGGGAUAGUGAAUGCUACUGCGAGAAUAUUUUGAAGACUCCAAUCAGUCUUAGAGAUUUGGAAAUUAAAAGCUGGAAUGUAGUGCCAGGAAUCAUUCCGAUAGUAUUUGAAUGCAAAUUAGAGAGGUUUUGUUUAUCUCGCAGCAAUUUCCCCCUUCAUGAAUUUGAUCUUCAAAUGUUGAAACAUUCCUUGAAGGACAUUACUUUACAAUGGUAUAAAUCUUCAUUAUCAUCCUUAGAUUUUACUAUGUUUACAAGUUUAACAUAUAUUACUUUACAUCAAUGCAAAUUUGAUAAUUGGGAUAGUUAUCAUGAUACAUUUGUUGUUAAUUUGAAAUUAUUUGACUUAGAAGAAUAG